This is a messenger RNA of Symbiodinium natans, 387 nucleotides long. NCBI's taxonomy places the organism in Eukaryota, Dinophyceae, Suessiales, Symbiodiniaceae. The record is from the annotation of a GenBank genome assembly.
AUGCUCAUUAUUUGUCGCUGUGCCAUCUUUGCACUUUGCAUCGGCGAGGUUUCAGCCUCCCUUGUCGACGUGCUGACCAAGGUGAAGACUUUCCACAGCGCUGGUUUGGAGCUGUUCAACGGAUUGGCCGAGGAGCUCAAGGCCAAGAAGGAGGACUCUGCUUCAAAGAAAGCAGAAGCAUUCGGAAACGACUGGUUGAGCAUCCUCGGAGUCCAGAAAGGCCUUACUGGCUUGGCCAAGGACUUCACCCUCAACUAUCUGGGCAGAGAGAGCUAUCACAACCACAACGGGCCACUGGUGGACGCCCUCAAGCAGGCAGGACGGAAGGAUGCCGAAACAACUCAGAGAGUUCCGCAGAUUUCCGCGUGCCAUUCAGAAUCACCCUGA